AAUUGAUCGCGGUACUAUUAAAAAUAAUAAUUUUCAACAAAUUUUCAUCAUUGACGUUUUGAGUGAAGAUGACAAGGUGCAAGCCUGGUUGAUGCUGCUGCGGCUCGUGUAACUCUCCUCAACGUUCAAGAAUAUUAUGGCAAUAAUACGAAUCCAUAUUUAAAAAAAGAGGAUUGGCUUCAACAUUGAACGUACAACAUCGGAGUGACCAAGAGCUCAAGAAGGUAUAUCUGAAGACAAAGAGUGAUAAGGGAGGAUUGAUAGUGAUGACGGUGAUGCUGCUGCAACGCUUCGCCACCCCCCAAUUAACACAUAGCCAAAAAACAGGCAACCAUAAUAACAGUGAGCCGCCAUUUGUUUUUCUAUUGGAAAUUGACGAAAACACUAAUAACAGUACCAUCAACAAUAACAAUAAUAACAAUAACAGCACUAGCUACAAUAAUAAUAUAAAUUCAGCAAAUUACGGUUGUAGUUACAUUACUGGUAAUACAAACAAUAACAAUAACAUCAACAAAAUUAUCUCGACAAGCCGCAGCAACGUUACCAUUGGUGGCGUAUCAGCGGCAAAGUCGCUAAGCCGUCUUGGGAGUCCGGGUGUCGCAAUGCGAUAUUAUCGUCUCUGGAUAUAUGCCUGUAACUUAGUAUUGCUGGGCAGUGCUGUUGGUUUUGCAGCGGCCGUUUCGCGAACACUACUUUUCUCAGGUGAUCCUAGACGCUAUUUGGUCCCAGGUGUACCGCGAGCAUUUGAUCCAACUGCUCUUUACGCCUAUUUGGCCCUUGCUGUUCAGCUGGGUCUUGUUCAACUUCUUGGCUGUAUAGCAGCUAGACGACUUAGUGCUCGACUUCUCAACGCUUACUGGAUCCUGCUUUUGGCGCUACUCUUCGGCGACGUGGUUAUCGGUGUCGCUUGGGUCUUUCGUUUUGAGAGAAUGCGAGCAGAACUUCGUCCAACUCUCAGGCUAAGACUGCAGGGUGAUUACAACAAGGAAACACGAUUUAGUGAGCAGUGGGAUCGUCUACAAAGGGAUUUCUCAUGUUGCGGAGUGACGGAUCCACAAGAUUUUGGAUCACGUUGGCCACAUACAUGCUGUGAGCCAAGUUCAAAUGUAAGCGAAGUUUGCGAACCAACGUACGCCAAAGGUUGUGAAGAAUAUUUAAUGGAUUGGCUGAGAAAAACCGCGGACCUACUCUUUGUCCUUGGUUUCUGUGUUAUCGCUUUUACUAAAUUAUGUUUUCUCGGAAUUCUUCGUUACGAAAUUCGAGAGAUGAUACAAAAAAUACAACUACUACGUGAACCACCACCGCAAACAACCACAUUUAUACAAUCCUUUUCACAAGGACCUCUGGAUACGACGAACAACGGAAAUAUCGUGCGUCGUACAACACUGCCGACGGUUACGGUACCUUCCGGUAAUGCAUCGCUGUUACUUCAAACAGACGAAAGUGUCGUUAGUAAACAUCCAUUAUUAGCAAAUAAUUUGCAAGAUGGAGGUGCAGAUAGUGAUACGAACAGUCAUUGUGCUCUGAUAUUGGAGGAAACAACUCCCACCACAACAAAUUACAAUUGUAAUUCAAAAGAAAAAACUAAUGGCAACAAUAAUUACGAAAUGAGAGAAUUUAAUAGAAGACUAACACUUUCAAAUGGUGGAAGUCCAGGGGUUGGUGUGACGAUCGGAAAUCAGAGUAAACGAACCUGACUAUGGAAAUUCUGGCGAAACACUUCAAAUCGUUUUCUUUAUAAAAAUAAUCGACCUGCCGAGCUAUCAGUAUAUAAGUGAACAAACAUUUUUUUUUCUCUCUCUUUUUUUUCAAAUCCAAAAGAUGAGCCAAAGGCUGAGACAGGAUAUGCCUUAAAAAAAGAAACCAGAUAUGCAUGUAGAUACAAAAAACAAAAAAGAAAUUAAGGCCGGACCUAUUAUAUACUAUACCAAAAAAUCACAAGCAUGCAAUUAUAUAAUUCAUACAUAUACAUAAAACACUUUCCUAAUCGGCCUAUUAUUUUUCACAUUUUUCUCCCAUGUAUGCAUAAUUAAUUUUCUUUUUUACUAUAUAUAAAACAUUAUAGCCAAAGAAGAUGAAGAAGAAGAAGAACUUUGAAUAAUAUAGUCAGAAAAAAGGAGUAAAGUCGACAAAAACUGUACAAUAACUUAAGUUAUCAAAGGGCAACACCAAUUACUUGAGGUUUUUUCUUUUUAAAUUAUUAGACUGAAAAAGUGCAGUCAAUUGGCCUAGUUUAAUACAGAAUACUCGUGUUUUAAAACCAAAACUAUAAUAAAUCCGCAAAUAUUUUAUAAACUUUAAAAAGGAGAAGUUUUCUUUUCUUUUAAAAUAACUAUCUUUAACGUAUGUACAUAAUAUAAAAGCAAAAGAAAACGCGUGACCACAUCAAAUAAAAGAUUAUCCUGCCGUUUCUGUUUUUUUCUUUCUUUUCUCUUCUUAAAUUGAAGCUAUUGCUCUGAACUAUUUCAAAGACUGUAAAACGCCACUCGAACUCAAGACGUCCAUAAAUAUGCUUUUAUUCGAUUUUUACGACAAUAGCUUUCCUACUGCAGUGUUUUACUUUAAAACAAUUGAACGUUUUUCGAUUAUUCGAAAGCAAAUCAAAAAUAAUUUUUAAAGAAAAGAAA
This is a messenger RNA of Leptopilina heterotoma, 2627 nucleotides long. RefSeq lists its product as uncharacterized. The coding region runs from base 267 to 1697 and encodes 476 amino acids. Gene Ontology annotation, cellular component: membrane. Lineage: Eukaryota; Metazoa; Arthropoda; Insecta; Hymenoptera; Figitidae. The record is from RefSeq and is a predicted model, not a curated record. The transcript has 4 exons.